This is a messenger RNA of Aaosphaeria arxii CBS 175.79, 1432 nucleotides long. Its product is annotated as WD40 repeat-like protein. The coding region runs from base 131 to 1351 and encodes 406 amino acids. The record is from RefSeq and is a predicted model, not a curated record. The transcript is spliced from 5 exons. NCBI's taxonomy places the organism in Eukaryota, Fungi, Ascomycota, Dothideomycetes, Pleosporales. Gene Ontology annotation, molecular function: protein binding.
CCACCAACGACAUCUAAACCCAGAUCAUCACCCCUACAAGUCACCACAACAAUCUACCUAAUAUCAAAACAAUUCCAACCCUAAACCAAACCACAUGACCCCCAAAUAAUCCCCCUAAAAAAAGGACACAAUGACAACCCUAGCCCAAAUCCACCAGACCACCCUCUCCCUCCCCCCGGAAACCUACAUCUACAAAAUCAUCUCCACCAGCCCUCGCGAAUACCCGCACAACUACACCAAGACCGCCAACCUCGCCGUCAUCGCGUCCGACGACUCCCUCCGGAUCUUCGACCCCAUCUCCCUGAACCUCGUCGCGGACGGCGUCAUCAAGAACGCGAAUGCGAGCGUCACGUGCCUGGAGCGAGUCGAGGGCUCCGAGGGGAAUCUGCUGGCGACGGCGGGGAGGGAUGGGUUUGUUAGGUUUUGGGAUGCAAGGAGUAGGGGGAAGGUGUCGGAGAUUCAGAGUCCACACAAAUUGAUAUCCUCACUCGUCUGCGACGCCUCGAGGAACUUCAUCGCCGCGGGAAUCGAAAACCCAAAUGACGGUCCUGCCGAGUCCCCCGUUCUCAUCUGGGACAACCGCAACCCGACCUCCCCCCUCCAAUCCUACACCGAAUCCCACACCGACACCAUCACCUCGCUCCACCUGCACCCCUCGCACCCAACCCUCCUCCUCACCUCCUCAACCGACGGCCUCAUCUCCAUCUUCGACACCUCGGUGCCGGACGAGGACGACGCGCUGUUCCAAGUCGCGAACCACGGGUCCGCCGUCGCGCACGCAGGCUUCGUCUCCACGUCGCCGAAAUCGACGACUAUGUUCGCGAUCGGCACAGACGAGACGGUGAGUUUCCACGCGCUGCAGAGCGCAGACGAGGACGUGAAGGAGCCGAAGCCCGUGGCGUGGGGGGAUGUGAGGGAGGGGCUUGGGUGCGAGUAUUUGGUUGGGAUGCAUUGGGUGGGCGGGGAGGCGUAUGUGGUGGCUGGGGAGCAUAGCACAUCGACACUAUCACUCAUCCCCCUCCAACCGCCCUCGUCGGCCGAUCAGCCCCUGAACUACACGUACGACGUGGCGCGCAAGAUCGUGCUUCCGGACGCGCAUGGCGGGGAGGUGGUGCGGGAUUUGUUUACAGAUACUCAUUCACAGACGACGUACACAGUUGGCGAGGACGGCUGUGUGCGCGCGUGGAAGGGCGAUUGGUCGUCUGCGGGAGACGGCGACGAGGCGAUGCAGGUUGAUGACGAGGGGGAUGAUGGGGGAAAGAGGAAGAAAGAUAGGAAGGAGAGGAGGAGGGAGAAGAAGGAGAGGAAGGGGGAUGCUGGAGGGGAGAAGGGGAGGUAUAAGCCUUAUUAGAGUAGAGUUCAAGUGUUGCGUGGCUAGGGGGUAGAGUGUAUGGCACAGCACAUGCAUCAAUCAUGAUAUAGUGGCUUGGUG